ACCACGGCAUCGCCCAGCAGCGUCCCUCCCAGCCUCCAUGCCUCCACCGUCAGCAGCAUCUUCAGUGCUCGACCUCCGCAGCCUCGAGAAAGCGUCCUUGGCAUUAGCUUCAAGCCCUACAGCCCAGAGUCCGGCCCAGCCCCGGCUGCCUGCACGACCUGUGAGAGCGCACGUAAAGGAUCCUCCAUGUUCAGAGCUCCCUGCAUGAGCCAGCGUCGUCUUGCACUCAUCUUCUGUGUGUCUGUCCUCAUCGUGCUGCUCAUCGCCCUCAUCCUGCUGUUUAUGUUCUGGCGCUCGCAGACUGGCAUCGUGUACAAGGAGCCUGCCGAGAGCUGCAAGGACAGCCCAGUGCGCUGGGGCGGCAUCGUGGACUGCUCCCAUUUUUUUCAGAGGAGCGACGAGCUGGGCUGCGUGCGCUUCGCGUCCGACGAGUCCUUGCUCCAUGUCUACUCCAGCGCUGAGAGCCAGUGGCUGCCGGGGUGCAGGAUUGACUCCUUCUCCAGAAAGACCUGCCGGCAACUGGGAUUUCAGAAUGCGUCACAGACCGAGUAUGUUCCCCUUCGUGUCUCCGGCAAGAGCCUCACCGUGACUGACGAGCGGGAAACCAUCCAGCAGAGCCUCAACAGCUCACAGUGUCUCACGGGAAAGUACGUCUCCCUCCGAUGCACAACCUGCGGGCAGAGGAUUUCUGGCCGGAUCAUCGGAGGAAAGGAAACCUCCGUGAGCAAAUGGCCCUGGCAAGUCAGCGUGCAGUACGGGCCGAUCCACAUCUGCGGCGCUCAGGUUCGCCCAGCCUGCCUCCCCAUGUACGGCCAGCGGUUCCAGACCGGCAGGUCUCCUGGCUUCGGGAAGACCAGGGAGAACGAAGAUAACACAUCUCCGAAGCUUCGGGAGGCUGAGGUGAAGCUGAUUGACUACAAGACCUGCAACAGCGACAAGGUGUACGAGGGGUACCUGACUCCGCGGAUGAUGUGUGCUGGGUACCUGCAAGGAGGGAAAGAUGCGUGUCAGGGUGACAGCGGAGGGCCGCUGGUCUGCGAGGACAACGGCCGCUGGUACGUGGCCGGGGUGACGAGCUGGGGGACAGGAUGUGGCCAGAAGAACAAGCCUGGUGUUUACACACGUGUGACAAAGCUUCUCAGCUGGAUCUACAGCAAAAUGGAGAGUGAGAAUGACUAA
Molecule: messenger RNA, 1179 nt
Organism: Apaloderma vittatum (bar-tailed trogon)
Lineage: Eukaryota; Metazoa; Chordata; Aves; Trogoniformes; Trogonidae
Gene: TMPRSS13
Product: transmembrane protease, serine 13
Biological process (GO): proteolysis
Cellular component (GO): membrane
Molecular function (GO): serine-type endopeptidase activity
Source: RefSeq, a predicted model, not a curated record